Marchantia polymorpha subsp. ruderalis is the source of this 1267-nucleotide messenger RNA. The record is from the annotation of a GenBank genome assembly. Lineage: Eukaryota; Viridiplantae; Streptophyta; Marchantiopsida; Marchantiales; Marchantiaceae.
UCAGGAUUUGUUAUAACAUAUUUCGACUCUAGUCUAACCUGUGACCAGAGACUAAUUCUUAUUCAAAUAAACGGCAUUUUUCUCGUAACGGUAAGACCUUCGUUCUUCUACUGGGUGGCGUGUCCGUACAUUGGGAUGGUCGGAUUUCGAGGUCCUGUCGAACCGAACAAAAGGCCGCAGACCAAAGAUGGUCAACGUUGAGGCUCAGUCGAGGGUCCUCUGUCUCUUCCUCGGCAUCAUAUGUUCGAGACGCAGAGAUUCGGAAGACUUGAACAUUUUGCACAUCUCUACCUGCACGACGAUGUCCCGGCACCAGCAAGGGAUCUUCGAUUUAACAACCGAACCUAUCCGGAUGGCAUACAACGGUCCCUUACCUCAAAGAGAUGGGGACCGUCCCCAUCGUCCCCAUCGUCCCCACCACUCCAACGCUCGAGGUGGACCCAAGCACGAAGGCUUAUCUCAUGUAUUUCUAUAAGACCCAGUACACAAACAUGGCGGCGGCGGAUUCGUUCUUGUGUUGGCAAAGAUUGACCGAGGAGAAAUCGAAUGUCCAGGUGAAACGAGGUCGGAGAUUCUUGGGGACGACAUCAGAACGAUCCAGACUUCAGAUUUACAGAUGCACCUUCACGGACUGCACUGCAGAUGACGCAAGGUUCUUGCUAGUGCAGAAGUUCAUCCAUGGAAACUUCCCGGUGCUUCCGUUCUGAACGAUUACAAAAAGUCUGAAGCCUAUUUCUGCUCGUCAGACGAUCGAGGACCAGAACCGCCACCUACCGUUCCAUUUCAGACUCUCGAGUCUCGACGGUCCGUUUUCACGAAUAUGUUCUGUGUCUAACCUUCUCCAGCCAGGGCACGUCUCCGCAUCAAACCCAAGAUAUGGCAACCAUCAUCCGCAACUCCAAUUACUACUCCAAUUUCUCCAUUAUGUGUCGUCGGGUUUCUAACGUUAAGCUCGCUGCUCUCUUGCAAUAUCUGAGAAAAAAACAGUCUUCUUGAUUAGACUCAGACCUGCAAUCGCUACUUAACCUUCGAAGGGUGCUCGCCGAGAACACCUCACUCUUUCUCACUGUACAUUUUUUGGAACUCUCGAACGACACCCAGAGGAUUGACACACAGGGCGGUCGAGUGAGCCGCCUUGCCGCACCGUGUUCUGUCUGAAAAAUACAGCACUGUACUCCGAGCUGGUACCGACCUCACUGUCCCUCCAGGGCAUGGAGACAGAGGGACUGUUUGUCCCUUCGCACAGUAGACUCGAGCUCGUCCUGCC